GAGACUGCAGAUCAUGUGAUCGAAUAAAUUAUCUACCGGAAGUUUAAUAAGCAGACAGCAAACAGGUGCCCUAAGUUGAUAAAAGUUAUAUUGUUUGAGACAACAAUGAACUAUAACAUCAUCUUUUUAUAAAAAUCAGAAAAUAGAAAAUGACCACUGCACAAGGAAUAGACAAGAUUCAUGACUCUCAUGGUUACCUGGUGCUAACUGAUGAUGGAGCUGUUUUAAGUUCAGGAGGAGACUUACAAAAUGCAGAAUCUAUAGCUGAAAAAGUUUUGAAGCUAGUUCAUACAGCAAACAGAAUUCAAGUUACUUCAGACAAGAGAGAUACUUUUAAAAGAAUUUCAGUUGUUUGGGAAAGUUAUAUGUAUGUUAUAACAGUAUCAAAUCAGAAGAUAUAUGUUAGUAAAAGACAGUAUUCACCACAGGAGCCUGCAGUGGCAUGAUUGAUUAUAUACUUUAUAUUAUCUCUAUCUCAUAACUUGUAAUACCGGUAUUAUAAUCAUUUUCUCAAUGUUAAGUAUUUACAUAAAUAAAGACAUGAUGUUUUCCACUA
Messenger RNA from Mytilus trossulus (common blue mussel), 556 nucleotides. RefSeq names its product ragulator complex protein LAMTOR4-like. NCBI's taxonomy places the organism in Eukaryota, Metazoa, Mollusca, Bivalvia, Mytilida, Mytilidae. Gene Ontology annotation, molecular function: guanyl-nucleotide exchange factor activity. Gene Ontology annotation, biological process: cellular response to amino acid stimulus; positive regulation of TOR signaling. The record is from RefSeq and is a predicted model, not a curated record. Gene Ontology annotation, cellular component: Ragulator complex; lysosome. The transcript is spliced from 4 exons. The coding region runs from base 150 to 446 and encodes 98 amino acids.